Spea bombifrons (plains spadefoot toad) is the source of this 1830-nucleotide messenger RNA. It is a transcript of the gene ZFYVE19, whose product is annotated as zinc finger FYVE-type containing 19. Gene Ontology annotation, molecular function: metal ion binding; phosphatidylinositol-3-phosphate binding. Bases 93 to 1385 code for a protein of 430 amino acids. The transcript has 12 exons. The record is from RefSeq and is a predicted model, not a curated record. Gene Ontology annotation, cellular component: midbody; cleavage furrow; centrosome. Gene Ontology annotation, biological process: abscission; mitotic cytokinesis checkpoint signaling. NCBI's taxonomy places the organism in Eukaryota, Metazoa, Chordata, Amphibia, Anura, Pelobatidae.
GCUUUGUGGGCUGAUUUGCUCCACUUCCUGGAAGGCGUAGAAGUUACUGAAUUAUAGAGCCGCAGCCAGCACACCUUUGUGCGUCUUGUGAAAUGGACAGGAGAUGUUUCAGCUGUGCAUCAAAGUUCUCAGUCUUCAAAAAAGAGUAUGGCUGUAAGGCCUGCGGGCAUUCAUUCUGUGCUGGAUGCCUGGGAUUCAGUGCUGUGCUUCCUCAGUAUGGUAAUACCAAGCAAAAAAUAUGCAAGAAAUGUCACGAGAACAUCACCAGUGGGCGACCCCCAAGAAACAAUUCAGCAAAAUGGUCACCACCAGAGAAUUACAAAAAGAGAAUUGCAGCUCUUGAAACCAAGUUGGAUAAGAGGGAGUUUGGACCAAGUGGUAGUGUACCAGAUUCUAAAUAUCAAGGACUGCUUCCGGAAGACAGAGCUAUAGCAGAACGACUGGAUAAACUCAGAGAAGAAACGAAGCCCAGUAAGGUUGUUUUUUUUGCUGAAACAGAAGCCAGAGCAGACAAGCUCUCGAAAGGUUCACAGUCAUCUGUACCAUCUGUGCAAGAGAUAGAGGAUCGGUUGGCUGUACUACAAGGCAUGGUUCCUCCGUCCAGAACACCAAAACCGGUUUACAAGCCACCAGACACCAGAACCCAAGUCCAGUGUGCUGAUGAUUUACUAACCCAACUUAAAGAAGAGGUAGCCAUAGACAAUACAUGGGACCAGGCAUCACCGCUGCAGGAGUUCAGAUCCCAGCCAAUGAAUGAUCUCAACAGAGUCGAUGGGAAGGAGAUUUGGACGGGCCAUAAUCCUGAAUUAAACACAACACAUCUAGAAGAGGAAAAGAACCGACUAUUGGCAGAAGCUGCAGUAGAACUGAGAAAUGAGAACACUAGACAAGAGAAGAUCCUGGAUAUAGCGAAAAGACUUGCAGUGUGUCAAGGCAAAGAUCCAGAGACAGUUACUAUAGAUAGCUAUAAACUUCCGGACAGCGACGAAGAGACAGAGGAGGAAGCGAUACAGAGAAUAUUGAUACAGCUUUCAGAGGAAACUGUUCUGGAUGAAGCAAGCGGAUAUAACGUGAACCCUAAUCAGAGCAACGGAAAAGAAAAAAGCACCCAAGCAGAAAAUAAACCAAAAAGAACGGAACAGAAAGUGCCUGCGCAGCCUUUGCCUACCACAAAACCUGCUGCAAUACCUUCAAGACACUUAGACAGCGAUGACGAGGAGCUGCCCUGGUGCUGCAUCUGUAAUGAGGAUGCUACUCUUAGAUGCCACGACUGUGACGAUGAUCUUUACUGCAAGAGAUGCUUUCGAGAAGGACAUGAUGAGUUUGACCGCAAAGAACAUCGGACAUCUGGUUAUCAUGCGCAACAGAAAAAAGGAGUGAGAUAAACAGAAGUGGAACAGAAUUUUAUUUUUGCUUUGCUGGACAGUAUAUUUAACUAAUGCGUUGCCGCAGCAGCUACUCCACUGAGCAGCUUAAAUCUUCCUGUGAUGUAAGCCAAAAAAGCAAUUUGUUUUCUGUUCCCAUGUACUUUCUUUUAUUUAUUAUAUAUUAAAAAAAACUAAUAACAAAUAGAUUUGGUGAAAGAUGAAGUCCCAAUUUUAGGAUGGUAUAGCUUUGCAGUCAGUAUGGUACCUCGUAGCCAGUGUUCGAGCAGGAAAGCAAUGUAUUGGAAAAUGUACCUGAUGUUUUGCAUAGGUUCUUCUUGUUUCCCUUUUUGUGCACAGUGCAUAGUCUUUAACUAUUGAAUCAUAAGGUGUGCUUGGUUUUUCACACAUGGCUUCUCCGUUUUGGCUUUAUUUUUGCUGAUUAAAUUAUGACAUGGUGUUGUCA